This is a messenger RNA of Ustilago hordei, 663 nucleotides long. RefSeq lists its product as uncharacterized. Gene Ontology annotation, cellular component: cytosol. Gene Ontology annotation, biological process: Mo-molybdopterin cofactor biosynthetic process. The coding region runs from base 1 to 663 and encodes 220 amino acids. Lineage: Eukaryota; Fungi; Basidiomycota; Ustilaginomycetes; Ustilaginales; Ustilaginaceae. The record is from RefSeq and is a predicted model, not a curated record. The transcript has a single exon.
AUGGCAACGUCGUCACAGGCAGCGAGCUCAUCCUCAGCCUACCCACCAACCUCAAUCUCAGGCAGCACACAAACUUCGCGUGGUGACAUAGCGAUCCUAACGUACGACCAACUCUCUGAAUCCGACGCGGUUCGGUGCGUCUCAGACCCAGGCUCGGGAGCAACGGUCCUCUUCAGCGGCACAACUCGCGAUUCAUUCAAAGGCAAGACCGUAACCAAACUCGAAUACGAAGCAUACACUCCUCUCGCGCUCAAAACUAUCUCGUCUCUGCUGGAAGCUGCGCAUACCUCAGCACCAUUUGCUGACACCCCGGUGCCAGUGUCCGCUAAUGCUGCACCAUCAGAAGGAGGCAAGGAGGAUAGAGUGGAAAGAUGUUACAUAGCUCAUAGGCUGGGAGAGGUGGGCGUGGGAGAAUGCAGUAUUCUGAUUGCGGUGAGUUCGGCGCAUAGGAAAGAGGCUUUUGUUGUAGCGGAGUGGUUGCUGGAGGAGGUGAAGAAGAAUGUUGCCGUCUGGAAGAGGGAGUUUUAUGCUAGUGGGGAUAGGGUGGUGUCGAAAGAUGGGGCGGGAGAGGAGAUUGAUCCGGGGAAGGAGAUGAAGAUGGCUGGUGAGGAUUGGAGUGGGAAGAGUGAAUGGAGCUGGAAGGCAAACACUCCGAUCUCUUGA